AUGACCCGAGCACAGUCAGGGGCCCCUCCCAAACCUACCCUCUGGGCUGAGCCAGGCCAUGUGAUCACCCUGGGGAGCCCCGUGACCAUGUGGUGUCAGGGGACCCCGGAGGCCCAGGAGUACUAUCUGAAGAAAGAGAGAAGCUCUGAGUUCCAGUACAUGCAGAUGACACAGAAACCUGGGAACAAGAGUAAGUUCUACAUCCCUUCCAUGACAAGGCAUCACACAGGAAAAUAUUGCUGUUACUAUUACAGUGGCAUUCAUGCAUCACACUACAGUGACCCUCUGGAGCUGGUGGUGACAGGAGUCCUCGGAAAACCCACCCUCCUAGCCCUACCCAGCCCUGUCGUGACAUCAGGAGGGAAGGCGACCCUCCAGUGUGGCUCUUGGAGGGGAUUUGAAAAGUUCAUUCUGGUUCAGGAAGGUGAACACAAGCACUCCUGGUCCCUGGACUCACAGCAACAACAUGAUGGGCAUUUCGAUGCCCGGUUCUCUGUGGGUCCCGUGAACCCCGGCCACAGGUGGACGUUCAGAUGUUAUGGCUAUUUUAGGAAUGAUCCCCAGGUGUGGUCGGAACCAAGUGAUCCUCUGGACAUCCUGAUCCCAGGAGUGUCUAGGAAGCCCUCCCUCCUGGCCCAGCAGGGCCCUGUCAUGGCCCUUGGUGAGAGCCUGACCCUCCAGUGUCGCUCUGAUGUCGCCUACGACAAGUUUGCCCUGUCCACGGAGGGGCAACAAAACCUCACCCAGCACGCUGGCAGGCAGACCCAGGCUGGGAUCUCUCAGGCUGACUUCCCCCUGGGCCCUGUGAGUGACUCCCAUGGGGGUCAGUACAGAUGCUAUGGUGGACACAACCUCUCCUCCCAGUGGUCGGCCCCCAGCGACCCCCUGGACAUCCUGAUCUCAGGAUGGCUCUCUGACAGACCCUUCCUCUUGGUGGAGCCGGGCCCCACGGUGACCUCAGGAGAGAAUGUGACCCUGCUGUGUCAGUCACGGUACCCACUGGACACUUUCUUUCUGUCCAAGGAGGGGUCAGCCAGUCCCCCCCGGUGUCAAAGUUUAAAGAUCCAAGCUCAGCAGUACCAGGGCGAGUUCACCAUGAGUCCUGUGACCUCAGCCCAUGGGGGCACAUACAGGUGCUACAGCUCACUCAGUACCUCCACCUACCUGUUGUCACACCCCAGUAACCUCCUGGAGCUGGUGGUCUCAGAGUUCGACCACAGCCACUGCCCCACCACCUCAGCGGUCUCAGCCACCACCACAGCCAUGGAUGCUGCCGCUGCGGCCAUUGCCCCACCCAUGCCUGAGGUGACCACAGCUCCAGACCCCUCUGACUUUGGCCCUGCCAGGCUUGCAUUGACUUGCAGCCUCCAGCUGCUGCAGAUAAAGAUCAAAUGGAGCGGUGAGGUACCACCACCUGCUGGCGAUCCAAG
Carlito syrichta (Philippine tarsier) is the source of this 1430-nucleotide messenger RNA. RefSeq names its product leukocyte immunoglobulin-like receptor subfamily A member 6. The record is from RefSeq and is a predicted model, not a curated record. The annotation marks the transcript as partial. The transcript is spliced from 7 exons. Lineage: Eukaryota; Metazoa; Chordata; Mammalia; Primates; Tarsiidae.